CUGGUCGCGCGGCCAAAUUAAAGCAACAUGGCGGCUUGCCAUAAUAACUCUUAAUACGGAAUACAUUAUUUUGAUGAGUGCGUACUGAUCAUCACAGAAUUCGCUUGAAUUUUGUUUCGUUGUGCAAAUUGAUGAGAACUUACCCAUCGCUGGCCGAGCCCGAGUUAAUUAACGUCUGCAGGACGGACGAAUGUGAACAUUUCUUUCAAUCUAAACCUCUAUUCUGCUUUCAACACUGUAUUGGACAAGAAUUACCAAGUAUUGCCCUUCUAUGAAGAAUCAUGUCGUCUACGCAAACCAAAAUGCGAGGUCCUGGAAGACCACCAAAAUCAAAAAAUUCCUGUACAUGGUGUGCCGAACUUAAGUUACCAUUGAAAUACGUCCUCCCGACUCAGCAUGGGAAGAAGGAAUUCUGUUCGCAAACGUGCCUGUCCUCGUUUCGCAAGGCAUAUGUACGUGGUGCGUGCGUCCAAUGCGAUAACGUGAUCAGAGGCACGCCAGUUCGUUUAGAGGAGAAGGACACACCUACAAAGAAUUUCUGUUCGCCGUACUGUCUAAAUAAACAUCACAAGAAGACAGCACAGUCUGAAGUCAAGAAGAAUAAUAACAGGGACCAGGGGUCACCUGCAUCGUCGCUUGCGUCAGGAGUGAUAAAUAACAACAAUGUACCAUCUACGACUCAGUCGUUUACGAAUGUAGGCCACAGUCCUUCGACUUCGACCGGUUCCUUCCAAUACGAAACUUACCCAACGUUCGACUGGGAUUUAUAUUUGAAAGAAACGAACAGUCGAGCAGCGCCGAUAGAAUGUUUCAAACAGGCUGAGGUCCCCCCUACUAACGAGUUCAAAAUAGGUAUGAAGCUGGAAGCCCUCGAUCCUCGGAAUUUAACGUCGACCUGCAUCGCGACCGUUGUCGGGAUCCUCGGUCCCCGUUUGAGAUUAAGGCUCGACGGCUCCGAUAAUAAAAACGAUUUCUGGCGCCUUGUCGACAGCAACGAGAUCCACCCGAUCGGGCACUGCGAGAAAACAGGCGGCAUGCUGCAGCCGCCGUUGGGCUUCCGGAUGAAUGCCUCCAGCUGGCCGAUGUUCCUUUUGAAAACCUUAAACGGCGCGGAGAUGGCACCGGCCAAAGUGUUCAAACGCGAACCAAAGACGCCGCGUUUGAACUUGUUUGAGGUCGGACACAAACUGGAAGCUAUAGACAAGAAGAAUCCGCAGUUGAUCUGCACGGCUACGGUCGGAGAAGUGAAAGACGAUGUGAUUCAUGUCACUUUCGACGGCUGGCGAGGAGCUUUCGAUUACAGAUGUCGCUACGACUCUAGAGAUAUCUUCCCCGCUGGCUGGUGUCUCAAAAGCGGCCACCCGCUCCAACCGCCGAAGCCAAAAACAGCAGGGCCUAACAAUAGGUUUAAGUCGAGGACCGGUAACGUCCUGCCAGUAACGGCGGUAUCGGGAGGAGGUCCAAACGGAGAACCAGCUGUUGCUCUAGUCAGUCCCGCAGGCUCGAGUGCUCCACCGCAACCGGCUACGGAGCCGGAUACUAGUACAGCUAACACCAAACCAUAUUCAUUAGAUAAUGUUACCCUUUAUGUAAACCACAAUUGCACGUGCGGUCCAUACUUCGACCCGCGUAAAGUGAAAGCCAUGCCGGCGCAGUUCGGCACCGGGCCUAUACUAAGCGUCGCGCGCGAGGUGUUCCAAGCGUUUCUAAUGGCCGCGUUGGGUGCAAGGCAUAUGUUAAGUUUAUUGAGACGCGGCGAAGGAGAGACGAUUAAUUUAAUUUUAGAAAGUAAACCGACUUCCGUUAGAUUACCAGUAUUUAUGGAUCAGGAGGACUUUUAUUUGUACAUUAGGCGACAGCUCGAAGAUCUUUGUGCAUGCGAGCAUAUGAUAUUCAGAAGGAAAGAGCCUUGCUUGAAGUGCCCGAAUGCUCAGCAGCCGCAGUCUACGAACAGCGAAGAGGCAGUAGCCAAUACUGACACGUCUAACGGCAAUAACAGUGCGAGAAAAAGAAGGUGGCCCGAAGAGAGCCAACAGAAUCAACAAAGCCUGUCGUCCACCACGCAGCAACAGCAAACGCAACCGGAGACGCCGCCGCAAACGCAACAGAAUUCCGUACAAAGUACGAACAAUGAUACCUCUCCUUCGUCGUUGUCGUCGUCGAUGCCUACGAAGCAACUCCGAAAAUCUAUCCCAGAACUCGAAGCUGCUACGUCUACCACUCCGUCGGAGAGUUCUAAUAAUCGCACACCUACUACCGAACCCGCAGAGUGGACUAUUGAAGACGUGAUACAUUAUAUCGGCAUUACUGAUCCGGCGCUCGGCCAGCAUGCAGACCUGUUCAGGAAGCAUGAAAUCGACGGGAAAGCAUUAUUACUUCUAAACUCCGAGAUGAUGAUGAAGUACAUGGGCCUGAAACUUGGCCCGGCUCUAAAAAUAUGCAAUCUAGUUAAUCGUAUUAAAGGCAGAAGGCACCUGCUUCUGUGACUGAGUCAAACGUCGAACUCUGUACAGUGAAUUAAAAGUUCUCCUACUACUUAACAAUUUGCUGGUUACAAAUUCGUUUCCAUUAUCGUGAUAAAAGGGAAAGAAAGAAAAAACAAAUUGUUGAACUACUGUGAAUAUAUUGCGAGUAUGCACUUUGAUAAUGAUUGUAUAAUGAAACAAUUGAUUGAUUCAUCGUUUAUGUAGGUUGUAAGCGACCGGAGAGAAUCAAAGUUUAAUCGUGCUUUAAUCUGUACUAAAUUGUACAGACGGCUCAUUGGCUAUCGGGCUCGGUUCCCACGUGCACAUAGAAAAUCCGGUACAUUCAUCUAAGUCCAAGUAGCUGGAACGCGUGCAAAGCAUUCAAGAUAGAGAGGAGACCGUGCCAAUUUUCUAUGUACUUCUACAAACCGAGCCCAAUGAAUAUUCCGUACUUUAUUUCUCUUUUAGUAAAUCGGCGAAAUUACGAGAUGCCUCUAAACCAGGGAUGGCGAGCUUCUUUUCCUAAAUAACGUUUGACUCUGACUGUGAACUUACCUGUUUUCCCAUGCCAAGAGAGCUACACUUGAAAAUAUCGACCUUCUUCUUCGUAGGAUUGCGUUAUAAAGCUCGAGAAAGAAACAGACAGAUUUAUCUUUUGGCAUUGAGACACUAGCGGAGGUCGUCAAAUGCAGCACGAGAAGCGGGGGAACAGAAGCUCGCCAUCCCUUCUGUGAACGAAUCCUAGAACUCGAUUAGCUUAAACAAUUAAAUUGAUCACGAUCGGGUAUUAAGUAACUAUUGUUCGCAUUUGCUUUCAUAGGAUUUUAUUCUUCUAACGAGGUAAUUUAGACAGUUUAAAAAAAAAAAAGAACAUUGUACAAUAUUUAUACACCGCAUUUGCAAAAGUACACGUUGGUACUUUAAAAACGUUAGAUAAUUACCUUUGAAUACAUUUUUAUUUGUUAAUUAGGCAGGAACUAAUUAUAUUAAACGUUUCUGUGCAUUUUCAUCGCAAAGCGUGAAUGGCAAGGUAAAAAGAGUAUGUACAAAGUGUAAUUAUUUUCUGUUCGAUACGACACGUACGUAUUUAAGGAUCGUUACCCAUAACUGUAAUUACUUUAUGCGUUUCGCAACGUAUCCACAAAUAUGAAACAAAUAAUAAUAAUAAAGCAUCAUUUUGUACACGAUAAGGAAGCAUCUUCUGCUUUUCAUCGAUCAGAGACUAUGUAAUCGCAUUAUUUCUUUUUAUUUUCUUUUUUACGAGUAACACUACGUGUAACGAAACAGACUUUCAACGAAUCUAAUUCAAAUAAAGAAUUGCUGCAUCGUACUAUA
Messenger RNA from Ceratina calcarata, 3800 nucleotides. RefSeq names its product Polycomb protein Scm (gene Scm). Gene Ontology annotation, cellular component: nucleus. NCBI's taxonomy places the organism in Eukaryota, Metazoa, Arthropoda, Insecta, Hymenoptera, Apidae. The transcript is spliced from 8 exons. Gene Ontology annotation, biological process: negative regulation of DNA-templated transcription. The record is from RefSeq and is a predicted model, not a curated record. Gene Ontology annotation, molecular function: histone binding; chromatin binding; zinc ion binding. The coding region runs from base 282 to 2486 and encodes 734 amino acids.